Molecule: messenger RNA, 792 nt
Organism: Penicillium waksmanii
Lineage: Eukaryota; Fungi; Ascomycota; Eurotiomycetes; Eurotiales; Aspergillaceae
Exons: 1
Coding region: 1-792 (263 amino acids)
Source: RefSeq, a predicted model, not a curated record
AUGUUGUUCCUUGGGCUUCUGUUAGCCCUAUCGCAAGUCCCCUGCUGUUGGGCGAUUAAUAGUCGAACAUUGGAAGUGGACUUGGUCCUACCUCGGAAUGACACUUAUCCACCUUCGCCAAUAUUUCCCAUCAUCUUCGCUGUUCAAAACCCGAGCCUCGCGGAAAAGUUUCAGCCCAUGAUCACCUUGCAAGUGCAUCAGGUUGGCGGAAACUUGAGUAUUUCCGAGACAUACAAACUAUGGGAAGGAUACAAUGAUACUAGCAACACCCGCUUUCUAACUUGGGGUAACUCGAAGUUCGACUUUGAGGGAGAGUUCAAGUUGACCUGGGACCUCAGCGUGGAUAGAUGCUACAUGGACAAUAAGACACACGAAGUAAAUUUCGGAAGAUUCGACGAAUUCGAAUCCCUCUUCUUCACCACUAAGAAUGGCACCUCGCCUCCAGAUUUUGUCGCUGCAACAGACGACGACACUUGUGACAAAGCGCUGGCGCAAGCUAUCAACUAUGCGGAUCUUUCCAAGGUCCCAGCAUCAGAAAGCACUUAUGGGCCCUCCUGUCUAGCAGCACCCACCACUCUUCCCAAGACUACGAGUCCUUGCAACGUCAAGAUCAACUCAUCAGCCGCAGCAAGUAUGUCGGCAGCCAUGACAUCUACUGCUUGUGCUCGAGACCGAGCUGGGGUAACUUGUCCGACUCCAACCUCUAAGAAUGCAGCCUCUAAAUCAAAUUCGAACACGGGUGACGUAUGGAUUUUGACGACGGUUUCCUUGCUCGCUUACAGUCUCGCAUGA